CAUCCCUCAUCCUGCCAUCCCUCUGCCAGCACACCCACAGGCCGGCAAGCAGCAGCGAGCAUGGAGGAGCAGUGCAAGCAGCGUGGCGAGUGAAGAGGCGAGUGCUGGGAUGACGCACGAGAAGGAGGAGAGGGAGGAGGAGGCACGGUGGCAAGGAGGCAAGGAAAGGGUGGUUUUCUCACUUGCUGGAAGCAUGGGCAUCUCACCUCCUGCUGUGACUGCCGGUGUGUCGUGA
Messenger RNA from Closterium sp. Naga37s-1, 235 nucleotides. NCBI's taxonomy places the organism in Eukaryota, Viridiplantae, Streptophyta, Zygnematophyceae, Desmidiales, Closteriaceae. The record is from the annotation of a GenBank genome assembly.